This is a messenger RNA of Drosophila obscura, 4521 nucleotides long. RefSeq names its product zinc finger protein Xfin. Gene Ontology annotation, biological process: regulation of transcription by RNA polymerase II. Gene Ontology annotation, molecular function: RNA polymerase II transcription regulatory region sequence-specific DNA binding; DNA-binding transcription factor activity, RNA polymerase II-specific. The record is from RefSeq and is a predicted model, not a curated record. Lineage: Eukaryota; Metazoa; Arthropoda; Insecta; Diptera; Drosophilidae. The coding region runs from base 313 to 4089 and encodes 1258 amino acids. The transcript is spliced from 3 exons. Gene Ontology annotation, cellular component: nucleus.
GUCACACUGUUGCGGCCCUGCCGCAAACAAAAAAAUGGCUGUGAUUUUUGCACGACUGGACACAAAUUUUGAAUUUUUGCAAUAUAAAAAGUGAAAUGCAAUCACACCAAGUGCCAAGUGCGCGACUGCGAAGAUGUUGAUGUUACGGGGGCUUCGGUAGACUUCAAAGCAGCAGCCAACAUCGGCGUAGGACACGAAAAUUAGUUCCCCCCAACCUCUCGCACACGAACACACACACGCACUCAGCACACACAAACUCGCAGACAGUUGUUAUUGGCAGACCAGACAGACAACAAGCCUUCCAAACAUAAUAUGGAAGGAAUGGACCUUUGGACAUCCAUGUUCUCGGCAGACUUUGAGGAGGGCGAGGAGGAGAUCGAGCAUUAUGCGAAUGAAAACGGCCUGGACAGCAAUCCUGCCGGCGACGGUGAUGACAUUCUGCCCGAGGAUGAUGAUAAUGAUGCGGAAGACGUUGAGGAGGAGGAGGAGGAGCCAACUGGCCGGGGUAAUGGAAAGACAAAAGAGCCCGAUUUAGAUGAUGAUGCCAUAUUUGAUUUCGAUCUGGAGCCGAUUGUAAGUAUUGGCGAGCCACAGCCCCCUCCACUGCUGGCGCCUACUGGUCCAGUUGGCUCACCAGUGCGUCCCAUGCUUCGCCACUCAAUGCAGGCCAGGCAGGGCCGGCCUAAGGAGGUGUGUCUGACGGGAGGGCUCACGCGGCCCACCACCUCGCAGAUCAAUGCAACCGAUGCGAACGGGAUUCCCAUAAACUAUGAGCUGGGCGUCAUCUAUAUCUGCCCCGCAUGCGGAGCAGAAUUCCGGCAGCAGGAUCUCUGGAAACGGCACAUGAACCAAAUGCACCAGUUCAACACGCGGCGUGGCCUUAACUUCAUGGCCAUGGACAAGCUCUAUCAUCGGUGCCUGGAGUGUAACAAGCGCAUCGCCAUGCACAGCCGGGAGAACCUGCUGAAGCACAAGUUCACCCACUUGCCGUUUAGGUGCACCAAGUGCUACAUCUGCAAGCGGGAGUACAAAUACAGACAAGACCUGAUGGUUCACCUGAGGAUGGUCCAUUGCGACGAAGUGGUGGCCAUGAUGCGGGAGGGCUUCAACUUGGCGGGACGCAAGACGCGGGUACGGGAGCCGCGCACAGAGCAAAUGCAGCGCAUGGAUCCGUUCCCAGAGAAGGACAAUGAGCAAAACGAUCUUCUCGAGCCGGAGACUGAGACUAUGCCACCCAUGCUGGAGGAGGAAGCUCCGCAGAGGCGUCGGAAAAAGCGCUACCAAGGAGGUCCCUCUGGCGACGGAGGUGCGGAUCUUUGCGAGGAUUACAUCCACUACAUGUGCCCCGAUUGCGGCACUGAGUGCGACACCCACGCCCAGUGGAGUCAACACAUUGAAUUUGUCCACGACUACGUCAGCCGCAGGGGUCUCAACUUCAUCAGCGUGGACAUGCAGAUGCAGUGCCUCGAAUGCAAGAAGAUUGUCAUCCCCAACACCAUUAAGACGCUGCGGGCCCACAAGUUCACGCAUCUGCCGCAGCCCGAGUGGCUGCGCUGCAAGCUGUGCUAUAAGGGCUACACGGAACACCACGAGCUGGUCAGUCAUCUGCUGAAGCAACACCACCUAGAGUCGCUCAUGCCAGAGGAGUCGCCGGAUCCAUCACCCGUCAAAAGGACAGAUGGUGGAGGCGACGACUGGGAGGACAAUGUAAACGGCAGCGUCCUCGAUGACGUUUCGCCGCACUUUGAGGAUGUACCCCGACGGGGAGGACGCAUCGGGAGCGAUGACAUGUACGAGCCACACAUCGACUACCUAUGUCCGCAGUGCGGCAAGGAGUUCAUCGAGAAGAAGCACUGGCGCACCCAUGUGGUGCAGGUGCAUGGCAUGAACGAUGUGACAAAGCUCAACUUUGCGAUAAUCAACGAUCGCCAGCUGAAGUGCACGGAGUGCUCCAAAAUCAUAACGAACGCCUACGGCAUACAGAAUGCCCAGCAGCACAGGAUCACGCACCUUCCAUUCAAGGCAUACGCCAGGUGUCGCAAGUGCCACAAGUCUUACACAGAUCGCAAGGGUCUGGUCAAGCAUCUGGCCACCUACCAUCGUGUGGGCUACGUUCCGCACAAAAAUUUCAAAAUGGCCGGACGAGGAGCCCGGCUGUUUGUGUCGCCCAAGCAGCAGCGCAAACAGAUUGUGACCCUGGGAAAAGAGACUUACGAGAUAAUCUUCCUUGAUGAAGAGCAGACGCACUCAAGUGUCGACGAGGAGAACGACUUUGGAGAGCAGAUGCAGAUGGCGGAUGAGGAGGACUUGCCCACUGUCAGUACCGACUUGCCGCCGCCCAAUCCGAAUCGCUACAAGUGCGUUGAGUGCGGAACAUUAUUCCCCACUCAAGUGGCUCUCAAGUUGCACAUCAGUGAGGCACAUACACAUGCGUUGCGGGAUCCCCCUCAGUACGGGGGAUCGAAGAAGUUGGACAAAUCCCAGGGCAAAGAGGAGGCAUCCAAGAAGAGGAGAUUAGGAGCGGGAUCAGCAGCAGCAUUAAUACCAUCACCAUCAGCGGCCACAAGUAGCCCAUCGCCGGGCACGGUAGAGCAGAACUACAUAUUCCUGUGCCCCUCGUGCGGCGAGGAGUACAAGACACAGUUCGAGUGGCGCCGUCACAUCAACGAGGCCCACAACUUCGACAAACGGCAGUAUCUGAAUAUGCGGCAGCUGGACAAGUACCGCUACCAGUGCACCCAGUGCAACGACAUUGUGUGCAACUCCAAGUUGAAGGGCCUGCAGGACCACCAUUUUCGGCAUCUGCCCUUCCGCCUGUACCUCAAGUGCCUCGUGUGCGGCACCUGCUAUAACCACAAGCCCAACAUAGCCGCCCAUCUGAGGACGCGGCACAACAUCUACGAGCGCGAAACGCCAUGGCGGGAGCUGCAAACCAAGCCCCAGUACUCGUAUGUUCAGUCCAAGGAGAAAGACAGGGGUACGGUCGCCAAAAGCAGGCCACAAUCACCCUCGCCCGCAGUUGUCGCCUCUUCCUCCGGCUCCAGCGCCAGCAGUCGCCCGCUCUGGCCGCAGUCCGAGAAGCGUCCCACUCGGCCGGCCGGACUUAACACCCUGGAGGACAGCAUCUCAUACCACAAUGCGGUGGACAUGGACUUCAUCACCUACUACUGCCCCAAGUGCAACAAGAAUUUCGACUCUCAUGCCUUCUGGCGCAAGCACAUCGUGGAGCAUCACAACUUCAACAGUCGCGAGGGCCUAAACUUCCGGCAGAUCGACAUCCACCACUACUUGUGCCUGGAGUGCUACAAGCGUGUCACCGUCACUCAUACCAAGGGCGCCAUCGGGCAGCUCCAGUCGCACAAGUUCCGCCACCUGCCGUACCGCUCCUUCAAGUGUCUCACCUGCAACGGAGAGUUUGUCCGCAAGCAGAUGUUCUUCAAGCAUCUUAAUCGGGACACCAAUCGGUGCGACAACAAGCCCAGCGCCGAAAAGGUGUUUGAUGACGAGGAUCAGGAAACGGGUGGCGUUGCCUCCGCCGAAGAUGAAGACGUAGAAGCAUCAGCCUAUCGGCUAAUGUGCCCCCAGUGCGGCGACGACUUCACCACCAGCAGCCAGGCGGCAUGGCGCAACCACCUUAACGUUGCCCACGGCCUGGGCAAGCAGCCUCUGCAUAUUCGGAAGGUGGGCGAGGGGCUCUACCGCUGCUACGACUGCGACGAGGAGUUGGCUACGAAGAGCAAGGGUGUCCUGCAGCAGCACCGCUUCAAGCAUAUGCCCCAUGCAGCCUACAUUCAUUGCCAACUUUGCGAGAGCGGGGCGGAUGAGAAGGCGGCUGAAGUGCACAGCAUGCAGGAGUUACAUCAUCACAUCCGCGAGCACCAUCCUGCCGUGGAAGAGAGUGACGAGAGGCUGCAGAAGGUGCGCCAACUCAUAGACGAGGAGGGGACCGACGAGGACAGUGAGACACCAGCAAACAGCGACAAUGGAUCUGGCUCGACGGCAAACAAUGGUCCGUAUAUGCCGCUACCGCCGCAUUUACUGGAUGAGGAUGAUGAUUUGGAUUUUGAGGAUCAAUAUCUGCUGGGAUAGGGUGCAUCACUCACAACCACACCUGCCAACAAAUCCCACUGUCCCCAAAAACGUGAUCUUCCAGUGGUCAACCGAAUAAUCGAGUCUCUGAAGGACAGCUGUUUCAUGAGAUUAAGCAAAGUAUUCUUAGACAUUACCCAAUAGACACCGUCUAACACCUAGCUCCACUCAUACUCAUAGUUUAGUUUUAAGUUUUAAGAAACCCACUCACUUAAGUAGUUGUAAAUCCUGAAACCUAUUUAUUUCAAUGACAUUUUCAAGACUAAAAUAAUUUAACUACAUACAUAUGUACAUAUUUAUACGCUUCCGUGUCCACGCUCUCUGGACUGAUCAGGAAUUAGUCAGAAAAAAGCGUUUCCAAUGCAUACCACACGCUCCCUCUGAGUAAACUCUUUGUUUUAAUAAUGUUAAUAAAUACGCCAUUCACUUCGA